This is a messenger RNA of Penicillium vulpinum, 1170 nucleotides long. RefSeq names its product ribonuclease P protein subunit p40. The transcript is spliced from 7 exons. Gene Ontology annotation, cellular component: multimeric ribonuclease P complex; ribonuclease MRP complex. Lineage: Eukaryota; Fungi; Ascomycota; Eurotiomycetes; Eurotiales; Aspergillaceae. The coding region runs from base 1 to 1170 and encodes 389 amino acids. Gene Ontology annotation, biological process: tRNA 3'-end processing; endonucleolytic cleavage in ITS1 to separate SSU-rRNA from 5.8S rRNA and LSU-rRNA from tricistronic rRNA transcript (SSU-rRNA, 5.8S rRNA, LSU-rRNA); tRNA 5'-leader removal. The record is from RefSeq and is a predicted model, not a curated record. Gene Ontology annotation, molecular function: ribonuclease P activity; ribonuclease MRP activity.
AUGUUUGACGAAGUGGACGACGCAUCGCGUCGUGAAAAGUGUUUCACAACCAUCGCUCAACUGCCGACAUUCAUCGACCCAAAACAGAUCCCGGGCAAGAGAUCGCCCUUUUCAACGAUUCAAAACCAUGCAUUUAUACACUCGGUCGAGGUUAUCUUGCCGGAGGACUUUCACUCACAGAUCAAGACGUCGCUCGAGAUGAAACUAGAAAAACCUCAAUAUGCACGAGUAUUCAUGACUCCUUUGUCUCUGCUUGAGCAUGAUUUCUUCAACACAUAUAUCAAGUCAGGAAAUAUCUUGAUGAUAUCCGAAGGACGCUCGGGUUCUGAUAAUGUCUUCACACUCCAAGAUGGUGUACUUCGAAUGGAACUAGGAAAGGAGAUAUAUGAGCGAACAGGUCUCACAGGCAACCCUUUCCGCAGUGGCGGCAGAAAACAUACAAGAGAAAGAUUCUUGGUAGAAUUGAACUUACGGCUACCCUCGAUGCUACAUGGCAAAAAGGGCUUCGAAAGAAUCGUGUGGGCAUUCACGAAUGUUUUGACUCAAUCAAUGGCCUGGCUGUUCCAUGACCUGGAAGCCAACCCUGGUCAGGAUGAAGUCAGAGCAGGAAACAAGCCGAUCAACAAGGUUCAACCACAGUGGAUAACCUGCGAGCCACAGGAAAUUGUUCACGAGCAAAUAAUCACUCCGCCGUUUCUUGAAAACAGGAAAUUACUCGAAGAAAUGUCGGAAGGUGAUCUGCAGGAACACUGUGGCUCCCUAUCCGAAUGGGUUGCCAUGGUUCAGAUGGGUUCUCCGCGAUUAUCUGGGGAAGAUGACAUCGAUCCGUACCUGAGUCGUUAUGCGAUUCCAGACGCAGAUGAAAGCCAGGCCUCUGAUUUGAUAAGCUUAAAAUGGCAUGGCUUGAUAUCGUCCCGUUGGAUUAUGCAGCUGUUCCUCAAUUUGCAAAGCACCAAGGCCAGCAAUUUAUCGUGGUUUGCGCUUUCCGUUGCCACUUUAGGAAAAGAAGCUGUGGAAGGAAGGGACGGAUAUACAGUUAUGGUCCUUCCUAAUGGACAAUCUAGUGGACGGCCGAGUGAACAAUCCCAGGUUAAUAGUGAAGGAACCACAGGACCUGGUCGGAUGAAUUUAUGUUGGGAGUUGAUGGGGGCAUCAGUGACUGAACCCUAG